Molecule: messenger RNA, 3585 nt
Organism: Fusarium proliferatum ET1
Lineage: Eukaryota; Fungi; Ascomycota; Sordariomycetes; Hypocreales; Nectriaceae
Exons: 3
Coding region: 1-3585 (1194 amino acids)
Biological process (GO): phosphorelay signal transduction system; phosphorylation
Molecular function (GO): phosphorelay sensor kinase activity; protein binding
Source: RefSeq, a predicted model, not a curated record
AUGGCCAGUCCAGCUCGUGUAAAGGUGCCCAAGAAAAGCAUCGUUUCUGAGGCUACUCGGGAGCGCGAGACGUUCAGGUACGACGACUCGCUUUUCACCAAUGUGCGCUUCAACGAUACUGGAUUGCCUGUUCCGAGCAAUGAGCUCUCCACGUGUCCCGAUGUCAUAUUGACGGCUCUGGCUCGUCUAGCAGCUUCUCAAACUGGUGCAGCGCGCGCAAUGAUCUCAUUGUUUGAUCAGACUCAUCAGUAUAUCAUCGCGGAAGCUUCAUCGAUAACCCCAUUGAUUCCAAGCUUGGGACCGGACGGUCACCCGGAAACUCUUUGGCAUUGUGGAACUGCAAUCCCGCGAUCACAUAGUGCUUGUGAAAGCACGUUAUGCUCCGAUGAAAUUCAAUCAGAUGAAUCUGGACCAAGGGUCAACCACGACUUGCCCGUCAUUGUAGUUGAUGAUGUUACUCUCGAUCCCGAGUACUCAACUAAACCGUACUGUCGACCUGGAGGCGCCGCAAGAUUUUACGCUGCAGUUCCAAUUCGCACAGAUCGAGGUGUCAAUAUUGGAGUUAUCUGCGUAAUCCAUACCGAACCUUCGUUGCCAUGGGAGGAUAGACAUUCAAGACUUAUGAGAGAGCUUUCAAGAGCCGUGACAGAACAUCUCGAGACCAUCAGCCUGAGAAGCCACCAACGAAGGAGCGAAAGAAAGAGCUGGGGUUUGACAAGUUUUGUUGAGGGGAACACAGCACCUCUGAGCCAAGUCUCCUCUACCGGACGAGAGUAUGCAGAGCAUGAGACGAGAGGUGACGGUAUUGCCAGUUAUACAAGGCCAAGAAUCGACGACUUGCAGCAAGCUUUGGGAGGAAUGAGUGUCAGAAACUCGAUUGCCACAGCCGACUCCCAAACGAAAAACGCUCUUCACACCAAAGAUGUUAUCGUGUGCGCUCCUCAGGCCAGAUCGAAGUUUGCCCAUGACCCAAGCCAGCUCCUCGAAACUCCAAAGCAAAUCUUCUCAAAAGCAGCCUCAAUCGUCAAGGAUUCUAUUGAGACUGAUGGGUGUUUGUUCCUCAAUGCAGACAUGCUGGAAUUUUCAAGUGCAGGCUCUUCCACAGAAUGGAUAGACGAGGACCUGGCGACUCGAAGACCUUCAACAUUCAGUUACAAUGAGAGUGAGGAUGCCUACACAACUGUCUCUUCUGAUGAACGCCUAAGACCCUCUUGUCAGGCACUCGGCUCUUCCGAGCAUGAGGCAGCUCGUAUUGCUCUCCCACAAGCUCUUCUCGCCAGGAUGAUUCGACAAUACCCCAGAGGCCAUGUGUUCAACUACGACACCGAUGGAAAUCUACUCCAAGAAGAACUGCCUGAUGAUUCGACUCGUCAUCAACAAAACAACAAUGACUGGGGAAACUUACAUAACAGACAAGACCACAGGUUUCGAGUUCAGCAGAGAGAAGCAAAUAUUCUCCUCGAAACGUUCCCUGGUGCUCGAAGCAUUGCAUUCGUUCCUGUCUGGGACCUGAGGAAGAAACGAUGGUCUGCUGGUGGCUUUAUUCACACUUACAAUAUCAAGCGUACCUUCACAAUCGACCUCGACUUGAGUUAUCUCAGAGCUCUUGGUAUGCUCGCAGCGGCCGAGGCUUUCAAACUGGAAACCCUAGCUGCCGACAAGGCCAAGACUGAUGCCCUUGGGUCACUGUCUCAUGAGUUGAGAUCACCGCUUCAUGGUGCUGUUCUGAGCGUUGAGUUGCUUAACGAUACAGAACUGACUAUUCCACAACAAAACAUUGUUAGGAUCAUCGAAACAUGCUGCCGAACACUGUCCGAUACGAUAGACCAUUUACUUGAAUAUUCCAAGGUUAACAAGGCUUUACCUCAAGAAGCAACUCGAGAGACCCAGGCAGACGGAAGUGGUAUCAACAGAUCCUCGUCCGUUAGCAUAGCCUCGAAGCCGUCAAGGAAGGUUGUGCAGCUAGAUGUUCUGGCUGAAGAGGUUCUAGAGAGUGUCUACGCCGGAUUCAAUUUUCAACAGGUCUCCCUUGCCCAGUCAUCUAGCCAAACACCUCGACGACCUGGCCACACAUCUAUCCGCCGAAUGGACACCAUGCAAGCCCUGGAGGAGCUUCAAGCUCCAUCGAAGAAGACAGGGAAUCUGUCAACGAAGAUCGGAGACGUCGACGUUUUCCUGGUCAUCGACUCACGACCAUCGUGGGGUUUCUACACCCAGCCAGGUCCCGUGCGUCGAAUUAUCAUGAAUCUGUUCGGCAACUCGCUCAAGUACACGCAAUGUGGAAUCAUCAAGGUCUCUUUAGAACAGACCAGCGCUUUUGGUGCUGAUGAUAAUGACUGCUGGGUAACCAUUAAAGUCUCUGACACAGGUGUAGGCAUUAGCGAGGACUUUCUGCAAAACGGUUUGUUCAAACCGUUCUCGCAAGAGAAUCACUUGUCCCCUGGCACAGGUCUUGGACUUAGUUUCGUAAAGCAGAUAACUGCACAGUUUGGAGGUCACAUCUCUGUCGACAGCCGAGUUGGCGUCGGUACUACAGUAACAGUGAGACUACCGAUGAAGCUUGGUGACAACUGCCAUCACAAUGUCUGUGAGAUUCGGCAACGAGAAGAAGAGUUCGACGCGCAGACAGAAAAGCUUCGAGGGCUUCGGGUCAGACUGGUUGAUUUCAACAAAGACUCCGUUGCAGGAGGCGGUUCCGCACAAAGAACGAUUGAAUCCCCUGACCAACUUGUGCAAGAUUUGUGCAAGGAAUGGUUAAACAUGCAGGUCAACACCACCUCGGAGACACCUUGCUUCAUGGCAGAUCUCGCAAUUUGGUCUGAGGAGGGGUUUGAAAGACCCAGUGUUCCGCAGGAGGCAGUCCCGGAUAUUCCAAACAUUGUGCUGUGUGCCAAUGCUGUUACUGCCCAUCAGUAUGCGACUGGCACAAAGACAAUACCACGCCCCGGAGUUUUCGAGUUCAUCUCACAGCCACUCGGUCCUCGAAAGCUUGCCAAAGCAUGUUCACUAGCCUUGUAUCGCUGGACAGUCAUGCAAACAUCUCCCCAAUCUCCAACAUCAGCAUCAACAGAGCCCGAAUCUUUGAGCAUCGUCACCAGCACUGCUCCUUCACUAACAAACCCAAGCUCACCCUUCCCCGCGAGCGAAGAUGAAACUCCAACGCAGCCAAAAGGCUAUUUCAGAGCAUCCGAGUUCCUUCUCGUUGACGACAAUUUUAUCAACCUCAAGAUCCUCUCCUCAUACAUGAAGAAGCUCAAACAGCCAUAUCAAACAGCUUCAGACGGUUUAGAAGCUGUCACAGCCUAUGAGGCAGACCCUGGACGGUAUAGUUGUAUCUUGAUGGAUAUUUCGAUGCCGGUCAUGGAUGGGUUUGAAGCAACGAGGAGGAUUCGUGCUUUUGAGUCACAACAGGGGUUGAGGCCUGCUCUGAUACUUGCUUUGACAGGGCUGGCUUCUGAAGAGGCGCAGAGAGAGGCUACUGUCAGCGGAUUGGAUUUGUUCUUGACGAAGCCUGUGAGGUUGAAGGAGUUGGGACCCAUUUUAAGAGCCAAGGGGGUUUUGGAGGAGGAGUCGAACCUGGGCUGA